This is a messenger RNA of Endocarpon pusillum Z07020, 1842 nucleotides long. RefSeq lists its product as uncharacterized. The coding region runs from base 1 to 1842 and encodes 613 amino acids. The transcript has a single exon. Lineage: Eukaryota; Fungi; Ascomycota; Eurotiomycetes; Verrucariales; Verrucariaceae. The record is from RefSeq and is a predicted model, not a curated record.
AUGGAGACCCGGAUCAGGAGAUAUUUCACAUUUAGGAAACUCAAUUCUCAACUUCCACCAACGCAUCAUACCACCGAUGAGCUCGAGCUGAUCGGUGUUCCCUACAGCAGCACCGAUAAAGGCCGAGCCCCAGUGCUCAGCUUUGCGCCUCGCAGCAAAGAAGUGGCCAGGACCAAGGACGAUCUCGACGUCCUUGCUAUAUACACAAUUCCCUAUGAAGCCGCUGUUCCUGGCACACCUCCUGUUGUUGGUGCAACACCCAUCAAGGGCAAUGGUCCAGUAAAACUCCAGACCAGUAGAAGGCUGAGCUCUGGGGAGCUCCUCAUCACUACCCAAGAUCACCAACGAACAUUAUCCGAUAUUCGGGAAGGAGAGUACAUCAUUGGACGGAAGGAGCCGAAGAGGACAUCAAGGACGAUUUCCAUCAAAUUGCCCGCCCACAGCAAGGCAUCGGCAUCAACCCGAUCAUCUCUUGCACCGGCGUUACAGAUGUCGAAUACGACUGCGGAGCAAAGCCCGAGACCCAGACCCGAACUAAAACCCUAUCGGAGACAUGUUCCAGAGCCAUUAAAUCUCCAUAACGGCCUUGCCACUCUUGAAAGUACACACCCAGACAAUCCGCCACGCAACCGACACAGUGGCAAUUCAACCGCGGCUAAAGCAUAUCUGUUAAGCCCAUCAGAGGUUCCCCUUCCAUUGUCACCUGGCAAAACCCUUUCAAGCAGAACCUCUUUGCUCAGCAGAGGAGAGGAACAGAAUGCAACUAUUCAGGCUCUGUGGAAAGCAGAAUACGCACGUCUUGUCGCGAUAUAUGGCCAGGACGGGGUGGACAGGAAUAUCGCAGAAUUGAACAGGGAUCCUCUUGCGCCGUUCCCAGAGAAGAAACUCAGUGUCGAAAGCAGGUCGAGAGGUUUAAGCGCUACAUCUGCAGGUCCACCACCAUUGUCUCCCGCUACCAUUAUUCCUCCUUUGCCCAGUCCUCGAGGCUCGGUUACACAGGAACUUCCCUUCGUCGACACUGCGUCCGACUACUCCUCCGUCAAAGUACCCUCGUUGUUGUCUUCGGAAGAAUCAUCUUCGUCCUAUACUAAAAGGACAAGCCUUUUCGAGGCUGAUGUGCCCACAACUCGGGAGGAAGUCAGUCGGAUCGUGGAAAGCAUGAGGAAGAACUAUCUGCACGCGCUGGAGAAGGUAGAGGAAAAGCCGAAAGCGAAGCGGCCAAAGAAGACAAAGCAGAGAGCCUCUUAUACGCAUACAUCAAGCGCUGCAAUGUCAGCUCCUGCAAGGUUUCCGAAGGGAGGGCGGCAAUCAUGGCAUGCAAACACAGCCCCCAGCACAUCCGCAGCGGAGAAGCAAUCCAAGAAAGGAUCAAAUUCAAAGCCCAAGACAACCCGAGACUCGAAUAUCGCUCCACUGAGAACGGUGGUAUCAAAGUCCAGUAUGAAGGCCAAGCCCCCGCUCCAUCGCGCCGAUUCUACCACUCUGGGAUCCUUUUUCGGCUCUAAAAGGGAGGACCAGUACCCGCCCUCUCCGGAACGGACGCCAAAGGCAUCGAAACCUUGCAGAACGGGCCAUAUCGAUGAAGCCCGACCAGCGUCCAAUGAUUCGGCGUCGUCAAGGACUUCGUCCGACAACGUCGCCCCUGAAAUUGAUGAUUUUGACAUCUUCUACCAAGAUCUAGCACGAGAUUCUGACCCCCGGUCAGGCAAUGGCAAACCUGCGAUAUCGACAUUACAUGUCCCACGUACUGUGGAAUUACCUGCUGGGCGUGACACUGCCGCGCCUCCGCCGCCCAACAUUGACUGGACUCCACGCAAGCGUACUCUUCUUCCUGCCCUAUGA